Dissoconium aciculare CBS 342.82 is the source of this 2262-nucleotide messenger RNA. RefSeq names its product diphthamide biosynthesis protein. Lineage: Eukaryota; Fungi; Ascomycota; Dothideomycetes; Mycosphaerellales; Dissoconiaceae. The transcript has a single exon. The record is from RefSeq and is a predicted model, not a curated record. Gene Ontology annotation, biological process: protein histidyl modification to diphthamide. Bases 302 to 1984 code for a protein of 560 amino acids. Gene Ontology annotation, molecular function: 2-(3-amino-3-carboxypropyl)histidine synthase activity.
ACAAAACCAGAACGCCGCCGGUCUGCAUCCCGGCGUAUCGUGAGUGGACUUUGGAAUUCCCGAAAGAACACAGAAGAGACCAGCUGGGCGGCCCAUCGCGUUUCACCAGACGGGCAUCGAUCAGAGUCCUCGUCACGUAUCGCCUUAGGUAGUGAUAUAGACAAAAUCUCAACAGCAGGCCGAUUUCUCGGCUGCCUACCUCCAUCUUUCAAGCUAAAUCAGGUCGCUGAGCCCGUGCCACUGCCGCAUCCAUCAGAGAACCUCCCGACAAGUCUCCUUUCCCCCUGCCCUCCUUUCCGUCAUGGACUCGGCUCAGGCUCCGGUCUUGUCCACGCCCGCGGAAUACAUCCUCGAAGAUGGCGCAGAUGACAUUGCUUCCGUUGUGGCGUCAUCGAAACCCUUGGAUGAUGAACAGCUCUACGUACAGUAUGAGCUCCGUCGGACCGUCGAGGAGAUCCGAGCUGCCAAGCAUCAGCGAGUCGCUCUACAAUUCCCCGAUGACAUGCUCGUCGAUGCUCCUCGGGUCUACGAGCGUCUCCGAGAUGACUUGAACAAGGCAGAUCCGGAAGGCGACGUCACUCUAUGUAUUCUGGGCGACACGUCGUAUGGCGCAUGUUGUGUCGACGAGGUCGCUGCGGAACAUGUCGAAGCUGAUGCCGUCGUCCACUAUGGUCGCUCCUGUCUCUCUCCGACGGCUCGGCUGCCAGUCAUAUAUGUCUUCACGUCGAGACCCCUAGAUAUAGACACCGCGGUGGCGAGCUUCGUCGAGACGUACAAGGAUUCCGCUGAGAAGAUCUGUCUCAUGGCGGACAUUCCUUACACGCAUCACCUGGAGCCUUUGGCGCGGCGAUUGAGGGAUGAUGAGGGAUACGUGAAUCUGUUCGUUCCAGAAAUCAUACCCGACCCAUCCUCGUUGCUUCCAAACCGCACGGUUCCGGACGAGGUAAAAGUAAACCCUGAAGCACUUCAGGAAUAUUCUGUCUUCCACCUUUCUUCUCCUCCUACUUCUCUCCUCCUCAUUCUCUCUUCUCGCAUCAAGAACAUGCACAUCUUCGCGACCGAUGCAUCGAUCACGGGAGACCAAAGUCAGGUCGGCAAAACAGUCCUUGAGGCGACCACCGGACAAUUGUUACGUCGCCGCUAUGCCCUCAUCACCCGCCUCAGCACGGUUCCCAUUUUCGGGAUCCUCAUCAACACUCUGUCCGUCUCGAACUACAUGGCAGCGUUACAGCACUGUCAACGACUCAUCGCCAAUGCCGGUAAAAAGAGCUACGUCUUCGUCGUGGGCAAAGUCAAUGCUGCCAAAGUCGCUAACUUUAGCGAGAUCGGCGGUUGGGUCGUCAUCGGAUGCUGGGAGAGCAGUCUCCUCGAGAGCAAAGACUUCUACCGCCCGAUCAUCACGCCCUUUGAAUUGGAAUUGGCUUUGACGGAUGAUGAUGCCCGUGUCUGGCGUGGCGAGUGGAUCGGCGAUUUCGCUACUGUGCUCGCGCGGAACAAGUCUGCAGACCAACCUGCUCCUCAACAAGGAAGAGAUCAAGGAACCGAUGGCCUCGACCGAGACAACCACCAGGACCAAGAUUACGACGAAAACGCCUCGGACGACGAACCUCCCGAAUUCGACCUCCGCACAGGAAGAUACGUCAGCCACUCCCGACCCAUGGGCCGCCCCCGCCGCGAACUUCCCCAACAGCCGGCCGCAUCGUCCGCCACCGACGGCGACCCGCUCGAUCCUCCAUCGUCCUCCUCCUCCUCCGCCCUGGUGGCCCGCCACGCCACCCGCGACGUCGCGACCAUCGCCGGCCAGGUGUCGCCCGCGGCCGAAUUCCUCCGCUCGCAGCGCACGUGGCAAGGCCUGGGUCACGACCAUGCAUCGAUCGCGUACGAGCGCGACGGACAGGGCAACAUCGUCGGUGCGGCCAUGGAGGAGGGGAGAAGUGGGAUCGCGAGGGGCUAUACGGUCGGGGAGGAAGCGGAGAAGCAUUGAGAUUUAUGAUUUUACCGACUCUGAUGAGGGGAAUAUGUUUGGGAGAAUAAGGACAGAUGGCGAAGAGUGUGUGACGAUGACGGAUAGUGUAGUCCGAAGGUGCAAUACUGAACAAUUUUCCCGUUUUCAAAAGGGCAUCAGACCUCCCCUCCCGGAUUGGUCCAAUAGCAGCAUUCUCUCUCUCUUUCUCUCGCUCUCUCUCUCUCUCUCUCUCCCUUCAAAAGGCCUCUCAUCUCCCAUCGUCCCGUGACGCAUGUCUUCCGCCGCGGAACCUUUCC